AGAAGCUUAGUUAUAAGAUCCAUGGCGGUUCAAGAAGAUGACAAGAGAACAACCGAUGAAGCAAUGAGCAUUGAUAAUUUACGAGGAUUUGUUGAUCUUAAUGUCGGAAAAUGGACUGGCUCCUUUCAUCAAUUUGAUGGUGAUGGGAAUUUGUUGCAUAAGAUUGAUACACGUCUUUCAGCUAGUUCUUAUGGAGAAGAUGAGCUUCUUAGUCUUAAUCAAUCGUUAUAUAUAAAGCAGCCUACAUCAGCUACUUCAGUUUCUGAAGAAGAUGAGGAGGAACCGGACUGGGUUGAAUACAAAAUUAAAGAAACCAAUAUGUUCACUGUGGACAAAUAUCAGCAGAUUGGAUUUUUCCCAAAGGAGAGAGCGUUUUCACUGAGGUAUCAAACCGCUGGAAUGUUGGAUACGACAUUAAGGCAAGGCGUGCUUGGGGAAGACGACACUGGCGAAGAAUCACCAAGAAAUCUUAAACUUCCAUCUCGGCGUCCUUCUUUAGUAUGUGAGAACUGUUUGUAUUCUAAGGAGAUGGAUAGAAGGGCUAGAGCCUUUCACAUCAUGGAUCCCAAAGGUGUUCUUGAAAUGCUUAUUGUUUUCCUCGAGGAAAGAGGGUUAGAGAAUCUCACUCAUCCAGUCCUCGAUAACGCUCAAAAUGAUGCAGAAAGGAUUAUCCCAUUUCUCGGUACUUGGAAAGGUCGUUCAGUAACAAAACGAAGUGGUGUCUAUGGAGCAACACUAUCCGAAGCCGAUAUUGUUGCUGUUCUUGAAAUAAAUGACAAAGGUCAAGUAGUCCAGGAUGUUUCCUCAACAUCGGAUGAGAAAAAAGUAACAACAAAUGUACACUGGGAGGGGAAAAUGUCGAAUAACUUGGUUACAUUCGCGGAAGGAUACCAAAUGACUCUAUUACCAGGAGGUAUGUAUAUGGGAUGUCCGUGUGACGUAGCAAAGUGUGUUGCGGACCUAAAGUCGUUUCACUUAGAAUUCUGCUGGCUUGAAUCACCAAGCUCAAGACAGAGACUCGUCCGCACAUAUGACCAUGAGGGAUUGGCUGUCUCAUCAACUUAUUUUUCUGAGACGAAAAUGUGAGAGCAACACUAUGAUAAUCUUAUGUUCUUGUACUGUUAUUCCUCUAUGUAAUGUUGCAAAUAUACUUUUGAUCUCACA
Messenger RNA from Arabidopsis arenosa, 1164 nucleotides. The record is from the annotation of a GenBank genome assembly. NCBI's taxonomy places the organism in Eukaryota, Viridiplantae, Streptophyta, Magnoliopsida, Brassicales, Brassicaceae.